Lemur catta (Ring-tailed lemur) is the source of this 1008-nucleotide messenger RNA. RefSeq names its product glycoprotein IX platelet (gene GP9). Lineage: Eukaryota; Metazoa; Chordata; Mammalia; Primates; Lemuridae. The coding region runs from base 37 to 936 and encodes 299 amino acids. Gene Ontology annotation, molecular function: protein binding. The transcript is spliced from 3 exons. The record is from RefSeq and is a predicted model, not a curated record.
UUCCUUCCUGCCCGCCCAGCGACAGCUGCCUCCCUAAUGUCACCACCAGGGCCUCAAGCAGGACGGUUCGGGCCACCGAGCGGGCUGUCCUGCCCGAAGCCCUCGCAGGUAAGUGGCCGUCCUUGUGACCCAGGGACCGAGAGGAGGCCAGCUUCUGUCCCCUGCAGAAGCCGGGCUUGGCCAGGGGACGUUGAUUCGCAGUGGGAGUCUGGUCUUGCACGCAGACGCUGGGGGACCCUGAGCAAGUCACUUGCCCUCUCUGGGCCCCAGUUCUCCCACCGCAAGCGUCGGCCAACGCCCGGGCUGGGGACUCGCCACGUCCCACGGUCACGAGCCCAUUUCGCAGACGAGAAAACUGAGGCCCCCAGAGGGCAGCCACCGUCUCUGCAGCCAGCCUGCCCGAUGCACGCCUGGGGGACGCUGCUUUUGCUCUGGGUCGCCGCGGAGGCCACCGAGGAUUGCCCGUCCCCGUGCACCUGCCGGGCCCUGGAAACCAUGGGGCUGCUGGUGGACUGCAGGGGCCGGGGGCUGGUGGCCCUGCCCGAGCUGCCCCCCAACACCCGCCACCUCCUGCUGGCCAACAACAGCCUGCGCUCGGUGCCCCCCGGGGCCUUCGACCACCUGCCCCAGCUGCACACGCUCAAUGUCACCCAGAACCCCUGGCACUGCGGCUGCGGCCUCACCUACCUGCGCCUCUGGCUGGAGGACCGCGCCCCCGAGGCUCUGCUGCAGAUCCAGUGCACCAGCCCGGAUGUCCCCAAGCUCUGGCCGCUGGGACAGCUCACCGGCUACGAGCUAGGGGGCUGCGGGUGGCGGGUCCGGACCCCCUGGGCCUCCCCGGGGCUGCACUGGGACUGGGCGCUGGUGGCCGUGGCCACCCUGGGGCUGGCCCUCCUCGCCGGGCUGCUGUGCCUCUCCGCAGAGCCCCUGCCCUGAGCCAGGCCCGGGUCCCCAAAGCCGCUCCGGUGACCCCGCGCGGCCCCGAAUAAACUGCUUUGCUCAAGCUCA